AUGUCUUCUAAUUCAGAAUAGGUUCCUUUGAGUUUUGAGCAAAUUCCCGAGAAGGAUAUCAUCAAGAUAUUGACUUACAAUACAUUUCUUAGACCACCCGUUGUGAAUAAUAAUGGAGACGACUACAAAAAUGAAAGAUGCGAAUUAAUCAUUAAAGAAUUGAUGAAUUUUGAUAUAGUGUGUCUGUAAGAAGUAUUUGGGUUUUUAAAUUCGAGAAAAUCUAUUCUAAAACAUAAAGCAUUCAAGCUUGGCUUCACUUAUUAAGCAGUCAGUCCCAGUCCUAGUUUUUUCUCUAGUCAAAUGGUCGACGGUGGAUUAGUCACUCUGAGCAGAUACCCGAUCCUAAGUCACGAGUUUAAAGAAUUUCCAUAUGGGAUCCUAUCUGAUAAUCUAUCUAAUAAGGGAGUAUUGUAUACAAAGAUUCUGGUAAACGGAUAGAUGUUGCAUUUAUUCAAUACGCACUUGCAAGCUAGUUAUGUUGGAAAAGAGUCUAAUGUGAGAGCAACUGUCUCCACUAGAAUUGAUUAAUUGUAUUGUUUUAAGAAAUUUGUGCAUUCAACACUUGAAUAGUAAUAGGCAUAGGAGAAUGAUUUGAUUCUAUUGGUAGGGGAUUACAAUAUCGAUAGCAGGUAUGAGUAAGGAUAUCCUAAUGACGUUUUGAAAUAAUUUCCAAUUUUGCAAUAACAAUUAGGCAAUCCUCAAAAGUAUCAAGAGUACGAUGCUCUAAUAUCUAUUAUGACGAACAAUGGUAAGGAUAAGUUCAUCAAUUUGUUGCUUGAGUAAGAAGGUAAGUUUCUUAUUACGUAUGCCGAUUAUGUGGAAGACGAGAGUGGUUAGAAGAAACCAAUGGAAAUUCAGUUAACAGAUAAAGCUGAUUUGUUGACUGGACAAUGUUUGGAUUACAUAUUCUAAAUGAUUCCUGAAAAUCAAGGGAAUCCAAAUUAAAUCAAAAUCAAAUAAGUGAAUGUUGAGAAAUUCUUUGUGGAAGGUCAAAAAUUUACUCAAUUGUCUGAUCAUUAUGGCGUUUCUUGUGAUAUAUUAGUUAAAUUGCCUUAGUGA
Molecule: messenger RNA, 1059 nt
Organism: Paramecium tetraurelia
Lineage: Eukaryota; Ciliophora; Oligohymenophorea; Peniculida; Parameciidae
Exons: 4
Cellular component (GO): extracellular region; cytoplasm
Molecular function (GO): sphingomyelin phosphodiesterase activity
Source: RefSeq, a predicted model, not a curated record